Lasiodiplodia theobromae is the source of this 2193-nucleotide messenger RNA. Its product is annotated as Zn 2cys6 transcription factor. The coding region runs from base 1 to 2193 and encodes 730 amino acids. The transcript is spliced from 6 exons. Gene Ontology annotation, cellular component: nucleus. Gene Ontology annotation, molecular function: zinc ion binding; transcription cis-regulatory region binding; DNA-binding transcription factor activity, RNA polymerase II-specific. The record is from RefSeq and is a predicted model, not a curated record. Lineage: Eukaryota; Fungi; Ascomycota; Dothideomycetes; Botryosphaeriales; Botryosphaeriaceae. Gene Ontology annotation, biological process: regulation of DNA-templated transcription.
AUGGACGAUCCAACGCGCGAGAGCAGCGCAAAGAGCAACAAGCAGGCCGCCUGCAUCGCCUGCCGCCGCACCAAGACGAAAUGCCUCCGAGAUCCCGGCGCCACUGUAUGCAAAAAGUGCCGUCAAAAGGGUUCCGAUUGCGUCAUUCCCUCACACCAUGUCGGUCGUCAGAAGGGCACCAAGAACAAACGCACAGGCUUGGCGAAAGCCAUAUACCAGGUCGAGCAGGCAGUCCAGCAGCUGCAGUCUGGACGCACCGACCCCAAGACCAACGACGCAGCUCUACACCUCGAGCACCUGCUGAACGCUGUUCGCCACCUGCCGCAAGGAGACCGCGCCUCCAAAGAUGGGGGGGACGCAAGCCUUGACGACUAUGCUCAAUCCGCUGGCCUCCACAACGACGACUACUCCCCUUCGAAUCCUUCUAGCCCUGACUCUUCGACCCCAGUCACUGCUGUUGCCGACUAUCCCUUGAAUGAUGCUGAGAAUCCACUCCAGCUUUUGGCUCACGCUUCAGACCUCUCCAGGCUGCGGCUCAAUUCCGGCCCUUAUCAAGAUGUUGAUCAAAGCAGCGAGUCUGUCCUGGCUUUCUUUAGUCCUCUACGCCCCAAGCUAGAUGUUAGCCCUGAUAUGGACCCCAUUGAACUCGGGCUCGUCACCCAAGCUGAAGCUGAUGAAUUGUUUCAGUACUUCUUCGAGCACCUGACGCACACGAGAUGGGGCAUGGAUAGAUUCGUGCACUCUCUGUCCUUUGUCCGCGGGCGCUCAUCCUUUCUGCUAACCUCAAUCCUGGCCGCUUCUGCUCUGUUCAUCCCUACUGCUGAAGCUCUCUCAAAAAGGCUUUCUGCUCACAGCAGGAAACUUGCCCACACCGCCAUGAUAGAGCGCUACAGAUCCGUCGAGGUCGUACUGGCUUUUAUGGUCAAUGUCCCCUGGCUGUCGUUUGGAGAUCAUUGGGCAGACGACGAAACUUGCUCUUAUCUUUCCGCCGCCCUAACCGUCGCCAUGGACCUUGCGUUGCACAAAAUCAUCACCCCUUCCCCUAAUAACGUACCCGAUGCUAGCAUGCAGGGCUACACUGGAUCUGACACUAUCGACGCCAAAAAGGCCCUUUACUUGGAUGGCUUUGAGAAUGUCGAUCCGUCCUCCAUGUUGGGAAGACGCUUGCUCAGAAGGAGGGAAAGGACUUGGCUCUCGCUCUUCGUGCUUGAUCGAGGCGUCUGUCUUGCCAGGGGACGUGUGCCGGUGGUGCCGAAAACAUCGCUGGUUGACAGAUGCGAUGCAUGGCACAUCUCGGACAUUGCCGACAUUUGGGACAGCUCCAUCGUCUCUGUUGCCGUAAUGCGAAGAGACCUGGAUGUUCUGAUCAAAAACAUUCGGGAUUGCUGCGAUCUCUUUGUGCCAGACGUUGCAUCGCCUUCCGAUUCUGUUCAGCGCAUCAAGACGAUGAUUGAUAGCUUCUUCGAGCAAUGGCAUCGGAUCUGGGCCUACGCUCAGCAACCGGGAUAUCGCCUCCCACCAUACGUUCAGAUUCUCGUCAGCCACACGAGGCUGUCACUCUACAGUAGCGUUGUCAACCACCCCACUGCUCCAGCUGAAGUCAGGAGGUUCUUCCGAGCAGCCGGUCUGUCCUCCGCGCUACAUGUCAUGCGUGCUGCCUUGCACGGCGAGAAGGAGUUAGCGUCGAUGCCGAACAAUACAGCUAUCAUGGUUGCCUUUGCCGCCUGUUUCACCCUACGCCUCCACAGCCUCGGAGCAGGCUUCAGCGCAAGUCUAGCUCCCAGCGUUCGCCACCUCAUCGAAGAGACUGCUGGCGCACUGGAGCGUAUUGGGACCACACCGCGUCACAGAGAGGGUGUCUCUGCAAUACUCGGGAGAUACCUGAGGGCCAUGCUUGGGCGCAGCAUUUCUGCAAUGCCCGCACAAAAACACAACCACCGCCAGUCUAUCCCUGAGGCUGUACCCCCAGUCUCAACCGAUGCUAUUCCUGGGGCACAGUUCCCUGCGGUUACGUCUUGGGCGGGGGAGACUACAGUCACGCCGCAACCGCUCCUUUUCUCGACGAUGUCUGACAUUGAGAUCGACCAGGCUAUCCAGAACGACCAGAACGCGUUGCAACCCUUUGAUCUCAACCUCCCUAUGGCUUAUGCCAACAACCUGGACUGGAUGGACUGGUUAGACUGGGCCGGGUGA